CAGCAAAAGAUUAUCUCUCAAGCGUCGCGGCACGCCCCACUUCCUCUUCCCAUCCGCCGCCACUACAUCCGCCGCCACCAAAUCGGUGUACGCAAAAAUCCCUUUUUUGAGAGGUUUGGAACGGCUGCCUAGCUCUGCUUUGCCUGCGCAUUGAUCUUUGAACUCAGAUCAGCAACAGAGUGGGAAGAAGAAGAAGAAGAAGCCUUUUUUUUUUUUUCUCCCUGAGAGUUGAUCUUCGAAUAGAAGGCAAAGUCGAGGAAUAAAGUGGAGGGGAGUGGAGAGAGAGUGGGAAGGCGUGGCGGGAGACAUGAGCUCCGUAUCAAUGGAAGGAAGCUCCGGAAGCCCUACAGCUGAAGACCCGGGAGAGUCUGGAACCGGCAAGAAACUGGUGAUCGAAGGGUACCCCGUCGACGGGUUGUCGAUCGCCGGGCACGAGACGUGCAUCAUCUUCCCGUCGCUGAAGUUGGCAUUCGACAUCGGGCGGUGCCCGCAGCGCGCUGUUGCGCAGGACUUCCUCUUCAUCUCCCACGCCCACAUGGACCACAUUGGAGGAGUCGCCAUGUAUGUUGCGAGUCGUGGAUUGUUCAGUCUGAAACCUCCGACAGUUAUCGUUCCAAGUUCUGUGAAAGAAGACGUGGAGAGUCUCUUCAAGGUGCAUAGGAAGAUGGAUGGUUCGGAGCUGAAGGUUAAUCUCAUUGGCAUGGAUGUUGGAGAGGAGAUUUCUAUUAGGAAAGAUCUUAAAGUAAGAGCUUUUAGGACUUACCAUGUCAUCUCAAGCCAGGGCUACGUAGUCUACUCUGUAAAGCAGAAACUGAAGCAGGAGUAUGCAGGCCUUUCUGGCAGAGAGAUUCGGGAUUUGAGGUUGUCUGGUGUUGAGGUCACGAACACCAUAACUGUACCUGAGAUUGCUUUUACAGGAGACACAAUGUCUGACUUUAUAGCUGAUAGUGAUAACGUCGAUGUCUUGAGGGCUAAGAUUCUAAUCUUGGAGAGCACCUUCAUUAAUGACACGGUGACUGUCGAAGAUGCAAGAGAGUAUGGACACACUCACCUGUCAGAGAUUGUUGGGUAUGCAGAUAAGUUUCAGAACAAAGCCAUACUUCUAAUCCAUUUCUCAGCUCGACACAAACGUGAGGAAAUCGAAGCAGCUGUCUCUGCGUUGGAGCCACCUCUAUACGGAAGAGUCUUUGCACUCACUCAAGGUUUCUGAACUUACUCGACCAUUGGAAUUAAACAAGUUUCGGGGGGCAUUUUCUUUGCUGUCAUGUGUCCUGUGUAACAGUUGGUUUGGGUUCAUGAUAUUUUUGCAUUUUUUUUUUCUCUUCAGUAAGAUAAUUCCGUAAAUUAGCAAGGCAUGGCGAGUUAGGAUCUUACAACUGUUGCUUGCUUGUAUGUAACUGAUCGAAAAUAAUGUAUCGUUCGAUCUAAAUGGAGUGUGUGGUCUCCUUCUGAAAAGGUCUUUUCUCUUUCUUUUUUUUUUUUUGUGGGGUUAGUUGUAAUCUGCGUAAAUUCAGAGGGUUGACUUGAAAAGAUAAUGAUCCUUAGCA
Messenger RNA from Punica granatum (pomegranate), 1547 nucleotides. NCBI's taxonomy places the organism in Eukaryota, Viridiplantae, Streptophyta, Magnoliopsida, Myrtales, Lythraceae. The record is from RefSeq and is a predicted model, not a curated record.